AUGUCCAACUACGGCAAACUUGCGGAGCCUGUGAAUGGCAGCAGGUUGUCAUCACGGGCUGCGAUACUUCGUCACACCUCCUAUACUUCUUCAAAAAGCCACCAAGCGGACGAUUGGGAAGACUGGGAAGACGAUGAUGUUGUUACGCUAAUAGAUGUCGGCGAAACCCCGUCCGCUGAUAACUCCGACAACAAGAAACUUCUCUUCAACAGCGCCUUUUUAGAUAUGAGCGCAAGCAAUUCUGCUGCGAAUACCCGCAGCCCAUCUCCAUUGGAAAGCGACAGCGUAUCUGUCAGCUCUGACGAGGACAUCACGCCCAUCGAUGCCGCUGUCCAACCCGGCCUGUUGGCUCCGCCACCUACUCCAGCUUAUUUCCUCACGAACCCGCCCAAACACACAAGCGUAAAGUUGUCUAUGAGACGCUCAGCUGGCAAGAUCAACCGUCCAAUAUCAAGGAAACCUCCGAAACAGCGGAACGCAAAGCUGGGAAUCAAGUUGAUCACCGACAUGACGAAGCUGAGGCGCCAAAAUCACAUAGCUGGACAAGCAAAGUCACCCGCAAGGCGAGCCCCAAAGUUUGUUGACGCGGCUGCUCUAAGAGCUCUAGAGGGAUCUCCAAACCCGCAGUCCGUUGGAAAUUGGAACUGGUUAAAUAAAGAUGAUGCGGGUCGUGUGGCCGAUUCCCCGAUGCAGGCCGCUCGUUCUCCAGCCGAACAGCUUUCUCCAGAAGACAGGCCGAUAGUGAUUGGGAUUACACUACCCUCCGAUGAAGUGACAAGCCGAGGAAUCGACCCUCUCACGGCAACAGUCAACAACAUUGAUACCCCAGGCGGCAUGAGAAAUCCAUAUCCCUUUACAUUUCAGGCUAGCAACGACAGAGCGAAUGCGCCCGCCGAAUCUCAUCAGCUCAUGUCGGUCUGGUCGCCCGAUACGCCUGAGACUGCAAGCUCGUUUAGCACAGUUAGAUACCCUUCAAGUGUGUACUCGCAAGCAUCUAUGGCACCAGUCAUGGGCUAUGGUCCUAGAGAUAACGAAGUACCUCCUGUUCCUGCUGUCCCCGACAAUUAUAAGAGAAUGACGGCGGCGCAUCAACGUUUCAUCGGUCCAGAACGCCGUAGGAACGCGGAAGAGGAAGAUGAGUCUGGAACACCAUGCACACUGUUUGAAGAGGAUGGCAUCACUCCUUUGAAAUCUCCUGCCAGUAAACUCUCUGCGCUCACUCCUCAGAGCGUGCGUGGCUGGUGGGACCACCACUUGGUCACACCAUUUCUAGACAAAAAAAUGUCUUUUGCGAGUCGAAGAACGCAGAUGGAGUCACCUUUGGAUGAAAGAGCCCACCAGAUGGCCAGAUCUGCGGACAACCAGGGUUCAAUGUUGACUCCAAAAUACAUUGCGAGUCCACAGUCCUGGAAAACCCCAAAGUCCGGGAUCGAAGCGAAACAGACCUUCUCGCCCGUGGAAAGGCAAGGGCAACAAGCAAAAGACACAGCUUCUCCCCUUGAAGGCGGCCGUGCUAUCUUGGGGCUGUCAAUGUUGGAAAGGGAGCAGAGUCCAUCCGAGUCUUCUCCUGGAGGCCCCAUGCCGACAAGUGUCAAAGGAAAGGGCCCGGAAAACCAAUUGUACAGUGAUGGAUUUGGAAAUUCUGAUAUCCUGAUUACAUUUGAGGCAGAUGAGGAAUUGAAGCCGUUGGAUAAGCCUAACACGGUGGGCGAGAGCUCAACGCUUACAUCCAAGUCCAGUGUUCACCAGCAAAUGUCCUCCGAGAGUCGUGAUGUGACUUCCCUGGAAACGUCAAUUUCCAAAGAAGUCCACAGAUAUGACUUCACCUCUACCUCUAUCGAAUUAAAGGAGCACAAAACCUCAUCAGCCGCCUCAUCAACUGACCAUCAGCCGAAACAUGCCUCGAAACGCGAUCUCACCCCUCCACCCAGGCCUCAAUGGAAGGAAACCCAGACCCCAAUUAUCAGGAUGCCGACACCUCGCCAGACUCCACCGCCAAGGGAGGUAGUGGUACGAGAAGCUGAACGACCCAUCGUGGUCCAUAUUGAGAUUAAUACCGGGGAACAGAAGCAGAAGUUUGUUGUUGAUCGUGUAGCGGUGGACUCGACGCCUACCAUAAGGAUUCCUACUCCCCGGCGGACGCCAUCACCCCGCGGAAAUGUCUCUAGGGCUGAGGUUGUAGCUGAAUCGGUACGGGGUGAUUUGAAGCACGAUAGCUCAGAUACCCGUGAGAUGGUCCACGGCCUGGGGAUAACCAACUUGGCAGCGCGUAAUCCCCCUUCUUCUUCCCCAGAGAAACAGGCCGGGGAUGGUAUCAAAUACCAAGCGGUCUUCCCGCCGGACCAUCAUUUGAAUACCCAGUUCUCCCCGAGAGAAGCAAGGGAGGCGCCCAAUCUAGCUACGUCGGCGAUGUCAACAACGACAAGAAAGGCUGUAGCGUCGACCACGACAUCGACCACAGCGUCAACCAAGUCAACAAAGACGUUGCCAAUUGCAGCGCCAAUCGCGGCAGCGGCACCCAUCGCUGCUGUAGCACUCAUAGCAGCAAAGCCAAUCUUGUCUGCCGCAGCAACGAGAGAACCAGCGGCACCUUCACGAGCAGCUAGUCAAGAGUCUGAUGUGGUCGCCACAUCCCUCUCUCGCACAAGUACCAUGUCCUCACAAGAUGCACACCGCAUCGAACAAGCUCAAAGAUCUACAAGGGAAGCCCACAACACUACCAGCAAGGCUACGGCCUCGAUGCGAACGGGAGAUGUCUCCCUUUCCUCCCGUAAUUUUGAGGGUGCCUCGACCGAUAUAUCCCGAUCAGCAGGAAUUCAGCGAUCAGAACACAGUCGAGAGACACAAGGAUCUACUGUGGCCCAAUCAAAUCACAACUCAGAGCAACAGAGUAGGUUCUCCGUAUCACCAACCUCAUCGAAAUCGCCUGCCAUGGAGAGAGGCUCGCGAACGGCGCCGCGACAUGUCCGUGCUGCAAGCAACUUUGUGUCGUCGGUGCUGUCUCGGCAGCGCUCUCCCGUUGAUCAACGCCGCGGCGGCGGUGACGCUCGCUCUGUACAGCCGAUCGAGAUCAUGCUAGAAGAGCAAAGAGGCCCCGGGCCUAUGCCAGCAAGUCCAGAGAGAGCAUAUCUGACAAUCAAUGAAACUCACCCCGAUAGUGGGCAUUGGGCAAGAGUCGGAUCUCCCGUUUUGGAGCACGGAUACGCAGAGCCUCUACCUGCUCGCCCUGUUGGAACAUCUCUAUCCCAGUCGCAUGCCGACCAACUGUCAGGCAAAGAGUACAAAAUUGAGCGGAAACGGCGACGACACGAGAAGGAAGAAAUGGCGGCAAGGCGAGCAGGUGGCUUCUGGAGAGGCCGAGGUUGCAUGCCAAAGAAGGGCUGUUUUGGCCGCCCUGGGCCUGAGGGACGUAAAAAGAGAAGAAUUUGGCUGUGUAUCAUUUGCAUUCUUUUACUCCUCAUCAUUAUUUUGGCUGUUGUAUUGGGCGUCGUCCUUGGAAGGCAUCACGGAUCGGGUAACAAAACCGAAACGUCUGGACAGGACCCGCCGCCCUCGACAUCAUCCCCGACGCCCUCAGCUCCGAUACUACCCUCGUCGAUAUGGGUUAAUCUCACGGACUAUCCCGCCAUGCCAACGGGGGUGCUGACCUUUGUUGGCCCGAACAACACUAUCGCCAAGAGCGACUGCACUGAGCCAUCGACCCUCUGGAGCUGUUCUUUGCCGAAAGAUUCCCAGGCGUCUGUCUUGCCCUUUCAGCCAAAUCAACCAACCCUUAUCUUCCAAAUUCAGUGGGAUAACAGUACAAAGAGGGGCUGGAACAUUCCCAACGGCACCCCGCCAACAGCUAUUUCUCAAAGAGACACGAGCGACGGUAACUCUUCAAUUGAUGGAUUCAAUCCAGACCCUAGCCCGCCGACUUUCCAAGAGAUGUGGUUCUUGGGCGAGACUACCGAUAAUAUCCAGUCCAGUCAAAAGGCAGGAGAGCCGACGCCCUUUUUCAUCAGCAUCCUUGAGUCGUUGAAUGACACGGUCAAGUCGCCAACUCUGAGUCGACGAGCUACUACUGCUGCGGACGCCAACAUUUCGGACAUCAUUUUCCCGCCGGACUUGCAGGAAGAUGGCACACCUGCGCCUGCUGUGAUGCUCCCUAAUCCGGUUCAACAGCCUGUUCGAUUGUUUGACCGCGGCUUGCCGACCGAGCAUUAUGGGUUUUACACAUACUUCCAACGAACUAUCUUCCUCAAGUCUGUCACGGUUCUGAAUGGCUCGAGCCAAGGGAACGUGCCGGUGGAUGAAGAUGGUGGCAGCAGCGAAACCGAGGCCAACCACCUCGUCACUUGGGCCGAGACACGUAUGCUUGUGCAAGUUUGGACGCGGAAACUGAACAGCACAGCGUCGUUGCUGACGGCGGAUGGUACCAAGGGAAUUGAUAACUCCACCGAGCUCAUUAAGCCUGGGACAAUGCCAUAUCCGGUGACUGUGACUCUGGACACCCAUGGCGGCGAUCCCAACCACAAAGUCGUCUGGGAGUGGCCCAUGGACGACCGUCAAAAGCUGAAUACCAGUGCUCCAGAUCUAUUGGUCAACAAGAUGGAUGCUGGAGGGACAUGGAUCAACCACAGGGGCACCGGAAAUGCCAAGUUUGGAGGAUUCGAUGGAGGCACUGGAGGUUGCAAGUGCGAAUGGGUGAAUUGGGAAUGA
Messenger RNA from Trichoderma aggressivum f. europaeum, 4701 nucleotides. RefSeq lists its product as uncharacterized. Bases 1 to 4701 code for a protein of 1566 amino acids. Lineage: Eukaryota; Fungi; Ascomycota; Sordariomycetes; Hypocreales; Hypocreaceae. The record is from RefSeq and is a predicted model, not a curated record. The transcript has a single exon.